GCCCGAAGCCCGCGCCUAAGCAGGGACUACAUUUCCCAAGGGGCUUCGGCAGAGGCAGCGGCGGCGGGCGCGGCGACGUCCCCCGGAAGUGGAGCCCGGGACUUCCACUCGUGCGUGAGGCGAGCGGAGCCGGAGACAAGAGCAGAGGCCGAACUCGGGAUCUGACAAGAUGGCCGGGCUGCCCCGCAGGAUCAUCAAGGAAACCCAGCGUUUGCUGGCAGAACCAGUUCCUGGCAUUAAAGCAGAACCAGAUGAGAGCAACGCACGUUAUUUUCAUGUGGUCAUUGCUGGCCCCCAGGAUUCCCCCUUUGAGGGAGGGACUUUUAAACUUGAACUAUUCCUUCCAGAAGAAUACCCAAUGGCAGCACCUAAAGUACGUUUCAUGACCAAAAUUUAUCAUCCUAAUGUAGACAAGUUGGGAAGAAUAUGUUUAGAUAUUUUGAAAGAUAAGUGGUCCCCAGCACUGCAGAUCCGCACAGUUCUGCUAUCAAUCCAGGCUUUGUUAAGUGCUCCUAACCCAGAUGAUCCAUUAGCAAACGAUGUAGCCGAGCAGUGGAAGACCAACGAAGCCCAAGCCAUAGAAACAGCGAGAGCAUGGACUAGGCUAUAUGCCAUGAAUAAUAUUUAAAUCCAUCAGAUCAAGUGUACAUCACUUCUCCUGUUCUGCCAAGACUUCUUCCCUUUUUUUUUUUUUGUUUUUUUGUUUGUUUUUGUUUGCAUUUAAUGGACACAGUCUUAGAAACAUUACAGAAUAAAGUCCCAGGCAUCUUCAUCUUUGGUGAUUACAUGCACAUUAGCAAACCUAUGUCUUGUCCUGAUUCACUGUUGUAAAGCAUGAGCAGAGGCUAGGGGUAUGACCAGGUUGUUGUGAGAUGCUGGAGAGCAGUGACUCUCUGCUCCGAUCGUCUCCCCAUCAUGGUUUAGUACAAAGCACUGUGAAUGAAGGUAGUUCAGGGUUAGCUGCCAGAGGUAUGGGUGUCUUUAUUUUAUUUCUUACGGGGAAAGUAGUUUAAUUUUAUGGCUGCCUUUCCCCUUCCCCGUCUUAAGGGAUCUAAUUGCAGUGGUUAAAUGCAGCUAACCAGUUUUUUUAGAGUAUGCUCUCUAGCCAAGUCUAACUUUAGACGCUUCUGAUGGACAAGCUUGACUAUCUGAACCAAAAUGGGAACAUUAAAUAAACAUCACAGCCCUCACUAAUAACAUUGUGACUUUGCUGUCGAGUGUAGAUGUCUGCCCUUCAAUCCCCACCCCACCCC
Messenger RNA from Acomys russatus (golden spiny mouse), 1253 nucleotides. It is a transcript of the gene Ube2n, whose product is annotated as ubiquitin conjugating enzyme E2 N. The coding region runs from base 170 to 628 and encodes 152 amino acids. The transcript has 4 exons. The record is from RefSeq and is a predicted model, not a curated record. NCBI's taxonomy places the organism in Eukaryota, Metazoa, Chordata, Mammalia, Rodentia, Muridae.